UGGUCUACAAUUUCAGGCGGGCAUAAAAAAUGGAGCUCCGUUCCCACUUUACACACCCCCUUACGGUGGUACUUAGUCGACGUUUGGAGAAAGCGGCGAUCGAUUCCCGAGGUCGCUGUAGGUCACGUUUCUCGCCAUCAUGGCUCACCAAAGAAGAGCCACUAGCGACCCAGAUGGACGCGAUAACAGCACCUCUAAUAACAGCAGCUCCGCUAAAUGCACAGUGGAUCUGUCGUUCCUGGCCGUUGGAUGCAAUCGCGUCGCUCACGCGGCCGCGUGGGGUCCCUCGGGGCUGCUCGCCUUCGCCGCGCACCACGGCGUCGCCAUAUGCGACACUCAGCAAGCGCGCCUGAUAGCUCAGCUGCCCGGCCAUUCAUCCCGAGUCAACUGCUGCCACUGGCUGCCGCAACACCUGCACCUGUUACCUGGCGCCUGUGCUCCUCCUGAGCAUGUGCUUCUGUCAGGCAGCUCAAGUGGCUCGCUGGUGGCGUGGUCGUACCGAGAAGACUCCAAGCAGUGGUGGCAGCAGCAGCAGCUGGCGUCAGCGCACAGCAAGGCCAUCAGCAGCAUGGCUUCCCUGCUGCUGCCACUCCACUUUGACCCUUCUCAAUACGCGCCGCAUGACACACCUCAUCACACGCCUCAACACACGCCACCACGGGCUCUCGUGGUUACCACGUCUGCGGACAACACUGUUGGCGUCUGGGCGGCCAGGUGGCAGAGUGGGACUGGGUCCAUGUCAGCAGGGCCAUGCGGGUCGGGGUUUAAGUUCUCCGUGUUGCUAGAGGAGCGCAUAGAAGUGGGCGGGCUCUGCAUGGAGGCGGCUGCGCUGAGCUGCCUGCCUGGUGCAGGGACGCAUGGCAGCGUGCUGCUUGCUCUUGGGGGGCUGGACAACAAAGUGCACCUCCACACUCGCCCCAUCAUGCCGCACUCGCCCUCGGCGCGCUUCACCAAGGUGUGCGCGCUAUGGGGCCAUCAGGACUGGAUCCGCGCGCUCGCCCUCUCCCUGCCCAUGCGCACUGCGCCCUCUGCUCCUGCUGCAACACCAUCACCACCAGCGGGAAGAGCAGCAGCAGCUUCCGCUUCCCCCAGUGCCCCCCACGUGCUGCUGGCAUCGGCCUCUCAGGACCGCAACGUGCGAGUCUGGAGGAUUGCCCUCACUGCUGCCGCUGGGAGCAGCACUACUGGGAUGAGCGACGUCAGCAAUAACGGCAGCAGAAAGGGCAGUAGCUCGAGUUUUCUAGAGGAGUUUGGGGACCUAGAAGACCACACAGCUGGACCCUGCUUCCAAUCAGGGGGGGACACGUGGCAAGUCAUGCUGGAUGGCCUACUGGUGGGCCACGAGGAUUGGGUGCACUCAGUGACGUGGCAUCCUCCUAUUCGCUCUCGCUGUUCCCUCCCACCAUCUGUCCCUGUCCUCCCUGUUGCCGAGCCUGUCAUCAUCGAGCCUCUUUCUUCAUCCAAGCCUCCCCCAGCCACAUUAUUCCAGCCCCUACGCCUGCUGACGUCAUCAAUGGAUCGCACCAUGCUGAUGUGGCAGCCUGCCACGUGGCAGGGGGCUGGUGGGCUUUGGCUGACAGAUGUCAGCCUGGGAGAGGUCGGGCACUCGGCUCUGGGGUUCUUUGGCGGCGUGUGGUCGCCACGUGGCGACGCGGUAUUGGCCCAUGGGUUUACUGGUAGCCUGCACAUGUGGCGGGACUAUGGGAGGGUGAGAGAGGAGGGGGAAGGGCAGGGGGAGGAGAUGGAGGAGGAGGAGGAGCACAGGGAGGGAGACGACAGAGGGGAAGGGGGGCAGGAGGGGAGGGAAAGAGAAGGAGGGGAGGAGGGAGGAAAGGAGGAGGGCAGAAGGGAGGAGGAUUGGAGGGCGGUGGUGGCGCCAACAGGACACUUUGGACCGGUGAUGGACAUGUGCUGGGAUGCACGGGCGCAGCUGCUGCUGUGCGUGAGCAGUGAACAGACAGCGCGCAUCUUUGUCAACUGGGAGCAGGGUGGGGGAGCAGCCGGGGAUGCAGCGGGCGAGCGGCGGUGGGGAUGGCACGAGACAGCUCGCCCGCAGGUGCACGGCCAUGACCUCAAGUGCGCCGCCUUCUGCCCGAGCCUCAGGCUCGGUGAUGGCCCGGAUGGGAGCGGAGGGUGGGAUUGGAGAGGGGGCUCGGCUGCAGUUGGCGGGGCUGGUGGGGAGGGGCCAGAAUUAGGAUGGUCAAGUGGAGGGGCAGAGCGGUCACAGGAAGGAGCGGAGGGGUUGCAGGAAGGAGCGGAGGGGUUGCAGGAAGGAGCGGAGGGGUUGCAGGAAGGAGCGGAGGGGUUGCAGGAAGGAGCGGAGGGGUUGCAGGAAGGAGCGGAGGGGUUGCAGGAAGGAGCGGAGGGGUUGCAGGAAGGAGCGGAGGGGUUGCAGGAAGGGGAUGGGCUGGUGUAUGUGAGUGGGGCGGAGGAGAAGGUGCUGCGGGUGUUUGAGUCGCCCCAGCUGUUCCUGGACACCCUGUGGUGCACUCACUCUCACACUGCCACGGGCGCUUGCAGUGGGAAGGAGGGGGGAGAUGCGAGGCAGGAGGGUGGCAGAGAGGGAGGGGCAGCAGUGGCGGCAGGAGGGAAGGGCGUUGCCAUGGCAGCCAGCAUGUCGGCUCUGGGUCUAUCGCAGAAGCCCAUCUACUCCAGUGCUGCUAGCGCCACCAGCGACCCGUCGUCCACCUUCGCCUCGUCCCUUGGCUACUCCCAAUACGGGGAUGCUGAGGAUGGGUUGUCAGUGCCGCCCGCCGUGCUGCAGGAGCCGCCCAGAGAGGAGCAGCUGGUGGGCGGCACGCUUUGGCCAGAAGUGAGGAAGCUGUACGGGCAUGGCAACGAGAUCCUGUGUUGCGCUGCCGACCACACAGGAAGGUUCCUGGCAACUGCCUGCAAGGCCCAGUCCCUUGAGUUCGCAGCAAUCUGGCUCUGGCACACCUCCACCCCAUCCCACCCAUCCCACCCAUCCCACCCAUCCCACCCAUUCCACCCAUCCACCUCCUCCACCUCCUCUUCAUCAUCCGCCUCUCCCCCAGCCCCCUGGACGCCAGCAGCGCGCCUGUCCGCGCACACGCUCUCAGUGACCCAGCUCGAGUUCUCUCCCUGCGACUCGUUUCUCCUCUCCGUCUCCCGCGACCGCCACUUCUCCCUCUUUGCUGCCACUCAAGCUAAUCACUCCGCUGCUCCGGGUAGUUCUGCUGCUGCCGAUACUGCCCCCUACCAUCUGGUUUCUCGGAUGGAAGCACACAAGCGCAUCAUCUGGGCUUGCUCCUGGGCCCCCUUGGGUCGCAUCUUCGCCACUGGGUCACGAGACAAGAUGGUCAAGGUGUGGCAAGCCAUCGAACAGACACCGGCUGUAGCCGUCCCAUCCUCCACCUCCCCCACUCGACCCACCUCCUCACCCACCCCCUACUCCACCACACUUCUCGCAACCCUCCCCAUGUUCCCUCACCCAGUCACUGCUGUGGCUUGGUCCCCUCGCCUCCCAUCCCUCCCUCCUGCUCCUCCACCUCUUGCACAACCCUCCACUACUGACUUCCCUGCUGCUCCUGCAACUGCCACCGCUGCUCCAGCUCCAGCUCCUGUUCUUUGCUCUCUCCUCGCAGUCGGCUUAGAAAACGGAUUAAUACAGGUGUGGAGUGCAGAUCUUUCCCCUUUUGUUGCAAGUGGCAAGGCGCAUGCUGCUGCACCCAGUUCUACCACAUUCCAUCCCUCGGCACCUCCCUCCACCGCACCCCACCCGUCACCUUCUCCAGCCAAGCUCCAGCUACAGCUUUUGGUGACUUUCAGUGACAUUCAUUGCCACCUGGCAGCUGUUCAUAGGCUGCGAUGGCGAGGGGAGGGUGGGAGGGGACAUAGCAGGGCAGGAGAGACGAGGGUUGAGGAUAGUAGGGAGGCGGGCGUAGAAAAGGGGAAAGGAAGCUGCUUGGAGCUAGCCUCCUGUUCAGACGACCAUUCUGUAAGGUUGUUUCAAAUCAACGCGCAUGCUGUGUAACAACGACACUCUUUCUUUAUCUUGUUAUAUUUCCUAUCCUACCU
Messenger RNA from Closterium sp. NIES-67, 4038 nucleotides. NCBI's taxonomy places the organism in Eukaryota, Viridiplantae, Streptophyta, Zygnematophyceae, Desmidiales, Closteriaceae. The record is from the annotation of a GenBank genome assembly.